This is a messenger RNA of Lycium ferocissimum, 1261 nucleotides long. Its product is annotated as mitochondrial import receptor subunit TOM9-1-like. Gene Ontology annotation, biological process: intracellular protein transport. The transcript has a single exon. The record is from RefSeq and is a predicted model, not a curated record. Gene Ontology annotation, cellular component: mitochondrial outer membrane. Lineage: Eukaryota; Viridiplantae; Streptophyta; Magnoliopsida; Solanales; Solanaceae. Bases 78 to 395 code for a protein of 105 amino acids.
CCCAACUUCAAGCAAAAACCCUACAGCCCCUUUCACUCUACAUUCCUCCAAGAACCCUUCCCCUUUAUUGACCAACAAUGGCUUCUGUAGGUGGAAAACGGUUUUCUUUAACUGGAUCAACCAACAACAACAAAGAUGAAGGUGUUUUGUCCAAGAUUUCUCGUUCAUCUAUUGUUACAAAGGGUAAAGAAGCAGCUUGUGGUGCUACUUAUGUGGGUAAAAAACUAGCAAAGAGUACUGGUAAAGCUGCUUGGCUUGUUGCUACAACAGUUUUGGUUCUUGGUUUGCCUUUAAUGAUAGUGAUGGAUCGUGAACAGCAGCUUAAUGAACUUGAUCUUCAACAAGCUAGUCUUCUUGGUGCACCUCCUGCUUCAGUUGUUGUACCUCAGAAGUGAUUUUUUUUUUUUCCAGUAUGUUUGUGAACCUUUUUAUGUUUUAUCUAGUGUUUUGAUGAUGGGGUUUGCAUAAUUAAUAGAAUAUUUUGGCUAGUUCUGGUAAAUUGAUUUUAUCAGGUGACAUGUGUUGUUUUUAGUUUUUAGUGAUCUUGAUCUUCAAUAUGAACCAAAAAAAAAAAGAUUUGAUCUUGAUGUUGUUUCUUUGUGUAAUUUAGUGUUUUGGUGAUGGGGUUUGCAUAAUUAAUAGAAUAUUUUUGGCUAGUUCUGGUAAAUUGAUUUUAUCAGGUGAAAUGUGCUGUUUUUAGUUAUCUCUAGCCUUCUUGGUGCACCUCCUGCUUCAGUUGUUGUACCUCAGAAGUGAUUACAGUAUUUACUUAUCAUUAUGUUUGUGAACUUUUUAUGUUUUAUCCAGUGGUUUGAUGAUGGGGUUUGCAUAAUUAAUAGAAUAUUUUGGCUAGUUCUGAUAAAUUGAUUUUAUCAGUUGAAAUGUGUUGUUUUUAGUUAUCUCUAGCCUUCUUGGUGCACCUCCUGCUUCAGUUGUCGUACCCCAGAAGUGAUUAUUUUUUCAUUAUGUUUGUGAUCCUUUUUAUGUUUUAUUUAGUGUUUUGAUGAUGGGGUUUGCAUAAUUAAUAGAAUAUUUUGGCUAGUUCUGGUAAAUUGAUUUUAUCAGUUGAAAUGUGUUGUUUUUAGUUAUCUCUAGCCUUCUUGAUGCACCUCCUGCUUCAGUCGUUGUACCUCAGAAGUGAUUAUUUUUUUUUUUCCAGUACGUUUGUGAACCUUUUUAUGUUUUAUCUAGUGUUUUGAUGAUGGGGUUUGCAUAAUUAAUAGAAUAUUUUUGGCUAGUUCUGGUAAAUUUGAUUUUAUCA